This is a messenger RNA of Procambarus clarkii (red swamp crayfish), 3618 nucleotides long. RefSeq lists its product as uncharacterized. The record is from RefSeq and is a predicted model, not a curated record. Lineage: Eukaryota; Metazoa; Arthropoda; Malacostraca; Decapoda; Cambaridae. Gene Ontology annotation, molecular function: zinc ion binding.
GGCCGAAGCUCAGUGUCUCUCCCGCUGUGGCUCGGUGAGCAGUGCUGUAGCUCGUCCCUCAUCUGCCUUAUGUUUUGAAAGCUCCUUGGCAUCUUCACGUCGUUAUCUCUUUGCGGUAUUUACAGGAGGCGGCAAUAACGAGUAGGAGUUGACGGUGGGAAUACCUAGGCUGGCCUGCAGCAGUAAAGCAUUGUCGUCUGCAGGCAGGUCUCGCUCAGCUGAUUUCGACAGAGUGUUUGAAUGGUUAUCUCUUAAGGAGACAGCCUAGGACCAGUAAUCCAGCAGGGUGACCAUUAUAUGAGGGUUGUGCUACAAAUCUGUGGAGCGGUAUGGUAGGUGGGGGUGUGGGCAAGCUGCAAGGUGCAGGAGGGGCAAUUCAUAAUACACUUGACUAUGGCCCCUCACCGCCCUUGGCCGCUGCUCCUCACACCACACCACACCCUACACUGCAACCCAUUACCACAGCCACUGAUCACCUCUCUUAUAUGGCAAGUGGAACACUAAGUGAAACUCUGUACUCCUCCCUGAGAAGUAUCUAUGAGAGAAUGACUAACUACACAAAUUCAUGUCAAGCCAACUGCUCUGGCCGUGGCGAGUGCCUAAAUGGUACUUGCUUUUGCCUGGUUCAGUAUGAAGGGGACACAUGCAUGGAUCCCAAUCUUGCAUACUUUAUCAGCUUUGCUACUGUAUUUUACCUGAUAUCUGUUGUAAGCUUGGCCCAGUUGGUGGUGUGUAUUCGGGCAGAAUAUAUGAAACAAAAAACUCCAUCCCUCAGGAGGGCAUGUCGAGUCACCACCCAGAAGUUGUUAUAUGUUAUCACCUUUGUUGCGGCCACCCUCAGAGGGGUAUACUUCUCAUCCCCUUCAAAUGCUGAUCUGAUGUUGGCACCGUCAUUCAGAAGUGCCUUCUACCCCAUCAUCCUCAGUGCAGGCUCCCUCAUUGUCUGCUUCUGGGCAGAGGCAUUCCACUUACGAGACAUCAGAUGUGAACGACCAAGGUUUCUCAGCAAGUCCUUCUGUGGUUUUCUGACCUUCAAUAUUGUGACAUAUUCCCUCCUGGUGGCAGAAAUUCUUCUUACCAGGGAAGCGCAAACCCAGGAAGAGAGGAGUUUUUUAAGUCACGUGUUUAAUGGCUGCUAUGCUGUCUUGCUGUUCAUAGUAGUCGUGUUCUUCUUAAUAUAUGGAGUUGAAGUGUACUUUAAGGUACGUGGGGGCUUCGUAAGUGACACCAUUAUUGUGGGCAACGUUCAUUCUCGAACCCCUCCCCAAGACCAUCACCUUCCUCCCCUCCUUGAUCCUGUUGAUCCAGAUUCCCUACAAUCUCCAUCCUCAUCCUCACUUGAUCCUCUCACUGUACCUUCCCCAAAGAAGUCUUCCUCUAAAUCAACACCAUCUGUGGUUAAACCUUCAAGGGAGCAAGAACAGGAUCCAUCCACCCAACGCCUUGUGGCAGAGCAGUUACAGGUGGUCGGGGAGUUUACUGGUGAAGCUCCUCCACACAGAGGCAUUGAUCAAUCACAGCUUCAUCAGUCCCGGUUUGGGCUGGUGUUUCAAGCCUGUAUGUUGAUGAUCACUGUCUGCUUCCUCUUUUCUGAUGUGCUGGGAGGAUUUUGGAAAAAUAGGGUUCCACUAAUGUCUAGAAAUGCAUAUGACAUUAUCUUUCGUGUCGUGGAGCUUGGGGUGGCAUUAUGGUUUCCGUGUGUCUUGUGGAACUGCAUGUCCCCAGAACAGUUGUGGAUCCUUAAUCCUAAAAAAAUUUUGAAGAGGCUUGACAUUGAUAGAUCACUGGAGCUUGGGCAACCUGUAACGCAAAGCGGUGAAGGAGUCUCUGGCGAGGGAAGUGCAGAAUGCUGGAUAUGCUAUGACACAGAACGCACAGAUGCAGGCCCUCUCAUCCAGCCGUGUGACUGCCGGGGUGAUGUUGGCGCUGUGCACCAUAAUUGCCUCCGUAAAUGGCUCAUGGAGUGUGCUGAGAAUUCUUCAGAAAAUUUAUCAUGCAAAGUGUGUGGGGCAGUGUAUCAGCUGGAGAAGGGUCGGGCAUGGUGGAUUGGCCAGGGGUUCACAGCACGGCACUGGCUGCAAACUGCCUCCCUGGUCACGGUCAUGUGUGGCACCAUAGCGGGUACUUGGGCUGUUGUUCAGAUGUACGAUGAUGCCUACAUUAGAUCCCUGGCUGCUGGAGCCACUCUCUUAAUCAUAUAUGUUUGUUUAAGGUUUUUAGGAUUCAAUACCUUCAGUGCAUACCAGCGAGCAAGAUACUCGGCUGUUAAAAUCCUCGGACGGCAUUUUGCUCAGCGAGACCAUGGCAGCACUUCUGGGGUAUCUGCAGCAACAGCAAAUGUUGCAACUAUCAGUUCCGAAGUAUCUGUGGACAUGAAUGCCACUGGUGUCCCUAAAUUACCAGAAGCCACCAUCUGAACUUAACCAAUUGGUGAGGAAAUAAGACAGUAGCAGAAGUAAUUCCAUAAAAUAAGUGAAUAAUAUAUUGGUGGUGAUAGUGCAUCAGACAAAAGUAAAGCAGUAUGGAUUUUUCUGCUUACAGAAAAUAAGUGAAUGCUGGCAUUCUCUAGUGAUUAAAAGAUUAUAUUAUUAUAGAGAGUAGUUGUCUUGUGCAAGAUAAUAUUUUAGAAUAGAUGAAAACCCCCGGUUGAAAAGGCUGUACACAGACAAGAUGAUUCCUUUAAAUUUCAGUAUGCUUAUUUACUGGUAGACAGACAUUAGUAUGUAAUACAAUACAGUACAGUACUUAUUAACUGCUUACGAAUUAAUUCCUUUAAACUUGACUGAUGCAGUUACGAAAUAAAAGAUAAGAGAUUGGGUUGCACCAGUUGGAGCUGCUGUUUGUAUCUGAGCAAAAAUCUGACAAUUGUGAAAAAUUUCAAUGAAUAUUUUUCAAGGCUACUAACAGUCAGUGUAGAGCUGUGUGUAGACUAUAAUUUUCAGUAUGGUUUUCAUAUUGCCACAAAUUAUGAUCCCAUAUUUCUAGUACCAUGAUACUUUUUUUUAAUAAAACUACAGUAGACUAGUUAAUUCAGCAUAUAUAUAUAUAUAUAUAUAUAUAUAUAUAUAUAUAUAUAUAUAUAUAUAUAUAUAUAUAUAUAUAUAUAUAUAUAUAUAUAUAUAUAUAUAUAUAAAAUAUAUUUCAUGAAUCACCUAAUUUAUGGUUAAUGACAUUAUAUCAUAGUACAGAGCAAAUCGAUUGAUCUGAAUUUCAUUGUUCCGAAUGUCUGCUAUAUCCAAACUAAAUACUAAAGCUAAUACUAAACUGCCUUGUGGCAACAUUAUUUGGCAGGCAGUACACCUGGUGACAUCCGAAUAGUUCACUCGCUCAUCAAGAAUAAACCUGCGCUAACUACACUUUAUGAUUGCUAUAUUGAGCCCUGACAUGAUACCUUCAUUAAGAAAAGGGGCAAGUAAACUUUCUCUAAAGUUGAAAGAUGUACAAGAAGUCUCUUUCUUGAGCUGAUGGGUUUGAGCUAUGAAAAAAGACAGAGACCAGGCCGCCUCACCACACUGGAGGAAAGGAGAGGAGGAGUUCUUCUUUCUCCCUUUUUUUCCCCAUUUAUAAAUGAGGAUUUUAUUUCUUAUAAAAUUUUAAGAUGAAUUGACAAAGACAAAG